Messenger RNA from Verticillium nonalfalfae, 1527 nucleotides. It is a transcript of the gene CTA1, whose product is annotated as peroxisomal catalase A. The record is from RefSeq and is a predicted model, not a curated record. Gene Ontology annotation, biological process: response to hydrogen peroxide; hydrogen peroxide catabolic process. The transcript has 2 exons. Gene Ontology annotation, cellular component: mitochondrion; cytoplasm; peroxisome. Gene Ontology annotation, molecular function: heme binding; catalase activity. NCBI's taxonomy places the organism in Eukaryota, Fungi, Ascomycota, Sordariomycetes, Glomerellales, Plectosphaerellaceae. Bases 1 to 1527 code for a protein of 508 amino acids.
AUGGCCGACGACAGCAGCAACAACAAGACGCCGCCAACCUCCCUCUAUGACGAAAAGCCCGUCUACACGACAUCCAAUGGCGCUCCCGUCGCCAAUCCGACGGCCUUCCAGCGUGUUGGCCAGAUGGGUCCUCUCCUCCUCCAGGACUUCCACUUGAUCGACCUCCUCGCUCACUUUGACCGCGAGCGCAUCCCCGAGCGAGUCGUCCAUGCCAAGGGCGCUGGCGCCUACGGCUUCUUUGAGGUGACGGACGACAUCAGCGACAUCUGCUCUGUUGAUGCUUUCACCGGCGUCGGAAAGAAGACGCCUCUCGUCACCCGCUUCUCCACCGUCGGCGGCGAGAAGGGGUCGGCCGAUACGGCGCGUGAUCCCAGAGGGUUCGCCGUCAAGCUGUACACCCAGGAAGGCAACCUGGACCUCGUCAUGAACAACACGCCCAUCUUCUUCCUGCGUGAUCCCACCAACUUUCCUCUCUUCAUCCACACGCAGAAGCGCAACCCGCAGACGAACCUCAAGGAUGCAACCAUGUUCUGGGACUACAUCGCCAACCACCAAGAGUGCGUGCACCAGGUCAUGCACCUCUUCUCCGACCGCGGCACGCCGUACUCGUACCGCCACAUGAACGGCUACACAGGCCACACGCUCAAGUGGACCAAGCCCGACGGGUCCUUCGUCUACACGCAGCUGCACUUCAAGACGCGGCAGGGCAACAAGACGUUCACGGCGGCCGAGGCGGCGCGCAUGGCGGCCGAGAACCCGGACUGGACGACGCAGGACCUCUUCGAGGCCAUCGCGCGGCGCGACCCGCCGUCCUGGGACGUCUACGCGCAGACGCUGACGCCGGCGCAGGCGCAGGCGUUCCGCUGGAACGUCUUCGACCUGACCAAGGUGUGGCCGCAGGCCGAGGUGCCGCUGCGGCGCUUCGGCCGCAUGACGCUCGACCGCAACCCGGCCAACUACUUCGCCGAGAUUGAGCAGGCCGCCUUCUCGCCGUCGCACCUCGUGCCGGGCGUCGCGCCCUCGGCCGACCCCGUGCUGCAGGCCCGCCUCUUCAGCUACCCGGACACGCACCGCCACCGCCUCGGCGUCAACUACCAGCAGAUCCCCGUCAACCGGCCGCUGCGCGCCUUCAACCCCUUCCAGCGCGACGGCGCCAUGGCCGUCGACGGCAACUGCGGCGCCACCCCGGGCUACGAGGCCACGGCCCGCCCGCUGGCGUACAAGCCCGUGCGCGCCGUGUCGGGCCACGAACGGUGGGAGGGCGAGGCUGUCGAGGCUGUGUUCGCCGAGGUCGGGCCCGAGGACUACGUGCAGGCCGCCGGCCUCUGGGCCGUGCUGGGGCGGACGCAGGGCCAGCAGGAGAACUAUGUCGGCAACGUGGCGGGGCAUCUCGCUGGCGCCGAGGAGGGCACGAGGAGGCGGGUGUAUGAGAUGUUCGGCAAGGUGGAUGGGGAGCUCGGCAGGCGGAUCGAGGCGGCGACGGAGAAGUUGGCGACGCCUGUGGCCGAGGUCAAAUCGAAGCUGUAG